Ictalurus punctatus (channel catfish) is the source of this 5302-nucleotide messenger RNA. RefSeq names its product sema domain, immunoglobulin domain (Ig), short basic domain, secreted, (semaphorin) 3Fb (gene sema3fb). The coding region runs from base 326 to 2701 and encodes 791 amino acids. Gene Ontology annotation, molecular function: semaphorin receptor binding; chemorepellent activity. Lineage: Eukaryota; Metazoa; Chordata; Actinopteri; Siluriformes; Ictaluridae. The transcript is spliced from 19 exons. Gene Ontology annotation, biological process: axon guidance; positive regulation of cell migration; negative regulation of axon extension involved in axon guidance. The record is from RefSeq and is a predicted model, not a curated record.
AGUCAGAGAGAGGCGAGACUCCGGAGAGCUCCACUGCGCGCUUUCCUUCUCAUUCUGCCCCGGAUCUGGAUCAACCUGCUCCUGAGGAGCUUUCCAGCUCAGUGUGUCAGGAACAUCAGGACUAUAAACACGGAGAGAGAUACACACACACACACACACACACACCCCGCGCUGUGGAUUGUGCGCCCGGAUUGGCGUGUUUUUUUUUUGUUUUAUUAUUAUUAUUAUUAUUAUUAUUAUUAUUAUUAUUCCUAAGAGGAGUGAGGAUUUCUACUCCAGACCUGUCAGUAUUCCUGGAAGCUUCUGGAGCUGAAACCGGUGCACGAUGCUUUCAGACAGGUUCCGGUUGUUCCGGAUUCUCCUUGUUCUGCUUGUUCUGCCGGUUCCGAUCUCGGCCAGCGACGCUCUCUCCGCGCCUCGGGUCUACCUCUCCUUUAAAGAACUGAGGUCCACGAACACGGCGCAUCAUUUCUCCUUCCUGUUAAACACGUCGGAUUACCGGAUCCUGCGCAUGGAUGAGGAUCACGACCGCAUGUACGUAGGGAGCAAAGACUUCAUCCUGUCUCUGGACCUCCACGACAUCAACCACCAGCCGCUCAUCAUCCACUGGCCUGUUUCCUCACCAAGGAAGAUGGAGUGUGUGUUAAGCGGUAAAGACAACAAUGGUGAGUGUGGUAACUUCGUGCGUCUGAUCGAGCCGUGGAACAGGACUCACCUGUACGUGUGCGGGACCGGAGCCUACAACCCUGUGUGUACCUACAUCAACCGCGGACACAGAGCCAUGAUGCCCCUGCACCUGCAGAUGCCCCAGGCCAGAGGGAGGACAAGUCGGGCGGCUGAGCUCGAGACUGUGACUGAUGAGACGGGACUACAGGAGUACAUCUUCCGCUUGGAGCCAGGCAACGAGGAUUCUGGGAAAGGAAAGUGCCCGUAUGACCCAAAACUGAACAGCGUCUCAGCUUUGAUCAAUGGAGAACUGUAUGCAGGCGUGUACAUCGACUUCAUGGGAACAGACUCGGCUAUUUUCCGAACAUUGGGGAAAAACACGGCCAUGCGCACGGACCAGUAUAACUCCAGAUGGCUGAAUGACCCCUCUUUUGUGCACGUGCACCUCAUCCCAGACAGUGCGGAGAAAAACGACGACAAGCUCUACUUCUUCUUCCGCGAGAAGUCAUUGGAGAUGGGCCAGAGUCCUAAAUCAGAGGCACGCAUCGGGCGCAUCUGCCUGAACGAUGAUGGUGGUCACUGCUGCCUGGUGAACAAGUGGAGCACGUUCCUGAAAGCUCGCCUCAUCUGCUCUGUCCCAGGGGCCGAUGGGAUCGAAACACACUUUGACGAGCUCAGAGAUGUGUACAUACAACCAACACAGGACACCAAGAACCCGGUCAUCUACGGGGUCUUCUCCGUCUCUGGCUCGGUGUUUAAAGGCUCAGCGGUUUGCGUUUACUCCAUGGCCGACGUUCGGAUGGUGUUUAACGGACCGUUCUCACACAAGGAGGGUCCAAACUACCAGUGGGUGGCGUACACCGGAAAAAUCCCCUACCCACGGCCUGGAACAUGUCCCGGAGGAACCUUCACCCCCAACAUGAAGUCCACCAAGGAUUACCCCGACGAGGUCAUCAACUUUAUGCGUAACCACCCCACCAUGUACAACUCGGUGUACCCCGUCCACAAGCGCCCUCUGGUGGUCAGGACCAACGUGGACUACGAGUUCACCACCAUCGCUGUUGACCAGGUCACUGCGGCCGAUGGAAGCUACGAGGUCCUCUUCCUGGGUACAGACAGAGGGACGGUGCAGAAGGUGAUUGUUUUGCCCAGAGACGACCUGCAGAUGGAAGAGCUCAUCCUCGAGGAGGUGGAGGUGUUCAAGGUCCCGACUCCUGUUACGACCAUGAAGAUCUCAUCUAAAAGGCAACAGCUGUACGUGGCGUCGGUGGUGGGCGUGACCCAGCUCGCGCUGCACAGAUGUGACGUGUACGGCGAGGCGUGCGCCGACUGCUGCCUGGCCCGAGACCCGUACUGCGCCUGGGACGGCAAAUCCUGCUCCCGCUACUCAGCGUCGCACAAGAGGCUGCCUUUCAGACGCAGUCGGAGACAGGACGUUAAGUACGGGAACCCGAUACGGCAAUGCCGCGGCUACAACUCCAACGUCAAUAAGAACACUCUGGAGACGGUGCAGUACGGUGUGGAGAGCAGCAGCACUUUCCUGGAGUGUCAGGCCAGAUCUCCACACGCCGCCAUCAAAUGGCACUUCCACAAAGACAACAGCGAUCGGAGGAGAGAGGUUCGUUCAGACGGACGCGUGCUGAAGACGGAUCAGGGUUUGCUGCUGCGAUCUCUCCAGCCAUCCGACUCGGGCGUGUACGUCUGCACGGCCACCGAGAAGAACUUCAAGCACACGCUGAUGAAGCUGCAGCUGGUGGUGCUGUCGAGCCAGGCGGUGAACAGCGUGCUCCUGGAGAGCGGCUCUCGGCCUCAGACGAGCGCGUGGACGCCCAGCGCCGGACAGUACCGAGAGCUUCUCAGCAUCCUGAGCCAGCCCGAGAUGGGCCUCAUCAACCAGUACUGCCACGACUACUGGCAGCUCGGGGACGCGCUCAGAGACAGCGGCAGCGUCAAACCCAGCGAACUCCACGAGCAGAAGAAACCACGCAACCGCCGGCAUCAUGGCGAAGAGCACGAGGACGAGGAGGAGACAUGAGGACCUCCGUUACACUUUCAGAGACUCGAUCGUGAGCGGGACGGGGACGGGGGGGGAACGGGGGGAGAAAAACCGCGACGCUUCCGAACUUUUUGCCAGAACGAACAGAUGUUAUAACGCGUAAAGAAUAUCAUACACAGUAUUUAUUGUAGGUUGUAAAUAGUAUAAUUCUGUGGAUUUCUUUGUACUUAAAUAGAAAAAAGAAAAAGAAAAGAAUGCUCUUUGUGUAUAGGGCGGAUAUUAUUGUUAUAUCAUUUUUAUUGUCGUUAACGAGGAACAAAAAAAUCUAUCGGGCAUUGACGGGCGCUUUCAUCUCGACUCGAGUGUUUGGACUUCGUAAAAAAAACAAAAAAACAAAACAAAAAAAAAAACAAAAACAAAGAGGCGGGACUGUGCUGUCUGCAGGAACGUUAGAAGAGACUUUAUUUCCGACAGACAGACAAAAGGGGAAGACGUCGUUCCCAAGCCCGGUGCAUUCUGGGCCGGCUCAUCAGCACAUCAUUCAUACAGUCUUCCCUUAUUUCUGAGCAUCUCUCACAUAUAUAUAAAUAUAUCUAUAAAUAUGCACAUAAUGCUCUACAUGAUUGCACAAAACGUUCAGGUGGCAUACGAACUGAAUCCGAAGAAAAGACGAGACGAGGAGCAGGAGUGAUGAUGAUGAUGAGCAGCACAAGAGACUCCAGCCUGGACUUUGAGAUAAUGGUUGAAAAUGUGCAUUAGGUUUGUUCAGCUCCCGGUUUAAAUAUAUAGCGAUUAGUAAAGAUGUUUUGAAACCACUGCAGACGGACUCUGGGGAGCUUCACCUCUCACGUCGACCACUUUUGUAAAGAAGAAAAGCACAACGCGACUCGUUCCGCCACACGACGGUGAAGCGCGCGUCAUUACAGAUCUUUAGCGGUCUGGGAUUAUACACGGGGAAGCUGUGGAAACACGAUGCGGAAAAUAGCUACUUUACCACACGUUGUUAUGUUACCGUAUUUUCCCGACUGCGUUAGCGCAAUUCCGACGUGUCCAUUUGUCACUGUUAUUACAGUAGGCUUUAUACUCCAGAAUUUACGGUAAUAGCUUGGUGCAAAAAAACAGUCGGCUUAUUUCAGAACACAAACGAGAUCCAUGCCGGAAUUGUUCGGAGUGCGCUAGAGGUCGAGCGAUCGUGGAGUUUAGUGAUACUGCUGACUGAGUUGGGCCUGCUGAUAACCGAUUACUCGACCAGUAGUUCAAAUGAAAUCAUAACACGCAAAGUAGCUGAAGUUUAUUACAAAAAUAAACAGUACUGAGUGUACUGUACGUUUUUUUAAAAAUGAAAUAAAUAUAUAAAUAGUAAUAUAUAUUAACUAUUAAUAAAUAUCCAGACUGAACCGAAAAGUAGCGCUCCAAAUACCUAAUAAAAACAGAGACGUCCAAGAUGAACCAAAAAACACUUUGAAUAACACGACAAAAUUUGUCAGCGAUGGUUUUUAUUUCGCCUCUAGAGGCCGCUCUCGUGCUGUAGACCCAACCAGCCAAAAGGUGAGGAUUUUUACAGAUAAUUAAUAGUUCCAGCAAUCCGUUAUCAGUGCCAAUUAAUCACCAAAAACUGAUCAAUCGGUCGACCUCUAGAGUGCACUAUUGUACAUUAAAAAAAAAUUAUCAAAUAUUAGUAUUAAAGGUGCAGGGUGGCAUUUUAAAAAUCUUUUUUCCUUAAUCUAUAAUAACUAUACGUUUUUAAGGGUACCUGGAAGAACUGCGAUUAUUGCAGUGCAGUAAAACUUCACAGCUUCUUUAUUUCAGGCUUCUGUGUCGACGAUUUCCGGCCCGUAAACGAGUUCCACGAAGGCGAAACUGUGCUGGGUUUUUUUUCCGAAAAAUUCAUGGGCAGCUAAUGGGGCAAAUGUGUUGUCAGAGGAAGGGGCGGAGUCUGUUGUGUGGAGGCUAAGACUUGACAUUGUAAUAAUACCCAGUGGUAGUUCACCUUUCAGGCAGUAGAGGGCUCUAAAAAUUACAAACCGCCCCUUUAAACCUCGCCACAGCGGUUUAUAACGGUUUCUGGGCGAAGAUGGAUUUCUGGGCAGAUAUUUUACAGUAAAGACUGCACCAAAGCUCAGGAAAUUAGCUGAAUUUCGGGAACAUUAACAGGAUUAAAAACUAGACACAAAGUGUCAGGACAAACACCGAAAAUAAAGAUGCGAUUUACGCAACAAGGCAGCAGAAUUGAACGGUCACGUUUUGUCCGGAAAAUACGGUACUCAUCAGGACGUUCGAUUUCCCUGCGUGCAUGACUCGUGUGUUUGUAAUUCUGAACACGAAAAAAUUGCCGUUAUUUUUUAUUUUAUUUGAUACAUUUUCGGCAAACCAGGAAACGGAAGAAAUCACACGAGAGCAAGGAUGCACUCAUUGUUCUCUCCUGAGGAAAUACCACAUCUGUAUCUUUCCUUCAUCUCACAGCAGGAGGAAAAACGCUUGUACGAUUUAUUGGUCUUGUCUUCUCUCAUCAUCACUUUUUAAAUCUAAAUGCACAGGUGAUGUUAUUGUAAUGAUUCAUGUAAAUGACCCCCCCCCCCCCCCCCCCCCUUCUUGUUGGUGUUGCUGACUAAUAAAUUAAAGCUCUAUAUUUUAUAGUAA